Didymodactylos carnosus is the source of this 516-nucleotide messenger RNA. Lineage: Eukaryota; Metazoa; Rotifera; Eurotatoria; Philodinida; Philodinidae. The record is from the annotation of a GenBank genome assembly.
AUGGGGAGAACUGCAACAAGCGAAGGACAUCAAGUUAUAGCAUUAGGAGUUUUAGUUGAUGUUUUACUAUUAAUAUUUUACGGUCUAACGAUAGCCAAUAUUGUAAGAAAGAAACGUACUAAAGAGAAUACGGAAAAGUUAGUCAUCAUUCUUGAUAGUGUUUCAUCAGUGAUUCAAGGUCAUUUUAAAAAAACAUGCAGCACUCCAUCGGUCAUAAUCACAGCAUUAAUGUUCCCAACUGUUGCCACUGCACUGAUUAUCAAACCAUUUCUAUUGAAACCGAUUUACAAUGACAUUGUCAAUAAAUAUGAAACUGAUCAAACGCUCAUGUAUAAACCGAAUAACAUCUGUUCCGUAAUUAAUUUUCAAGAUUUCAAUAUGUUAACAUUUCCAGUUGCAUGUGCUCCAAUCAUUUUAUAUACCAUAUUAUCAAAACGAAAUUCGUUAAAAAAAAGUGUAUGCACGGGAUAUUUUGCUCCACCAGUGCCACUCGAUUAUUUUGCACGUAUUAAAUGA